Messenger RNA from Gossypium arboreum, 5757 nucleotides. RefSeq names its product disease resistance protein RUN1. The record is from RefSeq and is a predicted model, not a curated record. Gene Ontology annotation, biological process: signal transduction; defense response. The transcript has 8 exons. The coding region runs from base 312 to 3659 and encodes 1115 amino acids. Gene Ontology annotation, molecular function: protein binding; ADP binding. Lineage: Eukaryota; Viridiplantae; Streptophyta; Magnoliopsida; Malvales; Malvaceae.
AAACCGUCAAACACUUUAAUGAAAGUAGGUUCCUCUUUGUGAGCUCUCACCUUCUUGGUUUCUUCGUAGAAAAACACAUCAUAUCACGUCUAUGACCCCACUUUCCACUGCUACGCGUUUUUUUCUUGGAAAAAGGGAAGGUGAGAAAUGUAUUGAGAACUUUUGCUUACAAAACUUUUUUCUUCCCUGGACAUUUGAACUGUUUUUCGCUUUCUCGUUGCUUAUACAUACUAAUUGUUGCUGGUUUCUUUCUGGGUAUUGGGCGUUUUGUUCUCUGAUUUUGAGCGGCAAAUUUCUUCUGAUACAUUGUCAUGAUGUCGAUAGCUUCAAUUCCCUCAUCCAUUUCUAGGAAGAAAUAUGAUGUUUUCUUGAGUUUUAGAGGUGAAGAUACCCGCAGGAACUUCACGGAUCAUCUCUAUCAUGCUCUAAGGAGAAGUGGGAUUGUCACUUUCAAAGAUGAUCUAAAGCUGGAGGCGGGUGAAGAGAUCACACCAGGAAUUCUCAAAGCAGUUCAGCAAUCAUGGUGCUCGAUAAUCGUUUUCUCUGAAACUUAUGCCUUUUCAAGUUGUUGCUUGGAGGAGCUUGCUGAGAUUGUUAAACAACAUAACAACGACGGCCAUAAAGUUUUUCCAAUUUUUUACAAUGUUGAUCCAUCUGAUUUUAAAAAACAGAAAGGUAAAGUUGAUGAAGCCUUUGCCAAACACGAAGAGAGAUACAAAGAAGAUAAAGAAAAGCUCCAAAGGUGGCGAGAUGCUUUGACUGAAGUGGCUAGCAUCAGGGGAUGGCAUUUAAAUAACAGACAUGAAAUGGAAUUUAUUGGAGACAUUGUUAAGAAGAUAUCAGCGAAAUUAUGUCAGACAUAUCCGGUUGUUCAUGAUGAGUUGGUUGGAAUUAGUUUACAUUUGGAGGAGUUGUAUCCGAAAAUAAACAUUGGGGAAGACGAUGUCCGCAUUAUAGGAAUUUGUGGAAUGGGUGGUAUUGGUAAAACAACUCUUGCAAGGGUCGUUUACACUCAAAUGUCUCCUCAUUUUGAAGGUAAAAGCUUUCUUGCUGAUGUUCGAGAAGCUUCAAACAAACGUGGACUUGUUUCUUUACAAAAACAACUUCUUUCUCAAAUCUUGCCAGAUGAAUGCUUCAAUUUUUUCAAUGUUCAUGAAGGGAAUGCCAUAAUUAGCCACAAGUUGUCUCAUAAAAAAGUUCUUGUUAUUCUUGAUGAUGUUGAUAACUUACAACACUUGAAAUGCUUGGUUGGAAGGUGUAAUUGGUUCGGUUUAGGGAGUCGAAUCAUUGUAACAACAAGAGAUGAACAUUUGCUCCGAUCUUAUGGAGUCGAUGGUGUGUAUAAGCCUACAACAUUGAAUCCUGAUGAUGCACUUAGACUUUUCAAUUUGAAAGCUUUUCCUAGUGAUAUAGUGCCAAAAGAUGAUUUCAUUAAGCUUUCUGAACAUGUUGUACGUUAUGCUGGUGGUCUCCCCUUAGCUCUUGAAGUUUUGGGUUCUUUUUUGUACGGUAGAGAUUUAGCUCAAUGGAGAAGUGCAGUCGAAAGGCUUAAAGGAGAUUCUAACAAAGAAAUUCUCAAUACACUUCGAAUCAGCUUUAAUGGAUUGGAAGAAAGGGAGAAGAAUAUAUUUCUAGACAUAGCAUGCUUCUUCAACGGGGAGGAGAAAGAUUUUGUAAUGAAAGUAUUGGAUGGUUGUGAGUUUUUCCCAGAUAUUGGAAUAGAUGUUCUCAUUAAGAAAUCUCUCAUAAAAGUUCAUGAAGACAAGUAUUUGUGGAUGCAUAACCUGAUACAAGAAAUGGGAAGACAAAUUGUUAGGGAAAAAUCUAUCGAUGAACCUGGAAAACGUUGCAGGUUGUGGGAGGAAAGAGAUGUUUAUCAUGUGCUAACAAAAAACACUGCUACAGAAGUGAUUGAAGGUGUGAUCAUCGAUAUUAAGAGGGAGUCGAACAAGAUGCUCAAUUUGAGUGUCGAUGCCUUCUUAAAGAUGAAAAAGUUGAGAUUGCUCAAAGUCCUUUGCCUCUCGAAUUGUUAUGAUCUCACAUAUAUUUCUAAUGAGUUACGACUUUUAGAUUGGAAAGGAUGUCCUUUAAGAUUAUUACCUUCAAGCUUCAAACCGGAUAACCUUGUUGCACUUAUCUUGUCAUACAGUUGCAUUGAACAACUAUGGAAGGGAAAUAGACCCUUGUAUAAAUUGAAAAUGGUCAAUCUUGAAGGGUCCCGAAACCUGAUCAAGACACCAGACUUCACAACAGCCACGUAUCUUGAAGUAUUGAUUUUGGAAGGUUGUACCAGAUUAGCACAUGUUCAUCCGUCAAUUGGAGUGCUUAAGAGCCUUAAACUUUUGAAUUUAAGAGGCUGUAGAAGUCUUAGGAGUCUUCCAACCAAAAUUGGAAUGGAAUCUCUUGAAACAUUAAUUCUUUCGGGUUGUUCAAAUCUUGUAAGGUUUCCAGAGAUUGAUGGGAAAAUGGAAUGUCUAAAAAGUCUUGAUCUUUCUGGUUGUUAUAAAGUUGAAAAUUUGCCAGAGAGUUUACAGCAAUUAGAAUUUUUGGAAGAGCUUGACUUAAGUGAAACAGCUAUAACAAAACUACCAUCCUUCAUUUUUCAAUUGAAAAAUCUUAAAGUUUUGUCUUUCAAUGGAUGCAAGGUACCAUCUAAGUUGCAAAGAAAUCUUUCUUCUCUUUUCAAGGUAAUCCAAAGAGGAAGGAUGAGUUCCAUGGCUCUGAUGUUGCCUUCUUUGUCCAGAUUAAGAGAGUUGAAUCUAAGGUAUAGCAAUCUUCGGGAAGGAGACAUUCCUAAUGAUCUUUCUUGUUUAUCCUCUUUGAAAAAACUUGAUCUUAGUGGUAACAGUUUCAGCAACAUACCCGUGUCUCUUAUGCGACUCUCCAAGCUUCAAUAUCUUGGAUUGUCAAAUUGCAAUGUUAGCAAUCUUUAUGAAGCAGAUAUUCCAAGUGAUAUUUCUGGUCUAUCCUCUUUGAUAUUACUUGAUCUUAGUGGGAACAAUUUCAUUGGCAUUCCUUCAGCUCUUACUCGACUUUCCAAGCUUAAAACCCUUCGAUUGUCAAAUUGCAAGGAGCUUAAAUCGGUGCCUGAGCUUCUAACAAGUAUAGAAGAUGUGCGGUUAGAUGGUUGUGCUUCGCUUGAAGUAGUUGAACUUGCAAGUCCAUUGGAUGUACCCAAUUUAGUGGGUUCGACUUUCAUUAAAGCGGUUAACUGCUAUAGAUUGGUAGAGAACAUCAACGCAUUAACAUUGCUGAAAAAACAUCUUAAGCCAUUUGCAAAUUCAAAAAAAAUAUUUGAUGUUAUUAUGCCUGGAAGUGAAAUCCCAGAAUGGUUUAGCCGACAGACAGGUGGCUCUUCAAUUAAGAUACCUCUACCUCUCAAUAUUCAAAAUGAUAGUCAAUGGAUAGGAGUUGCUGGGUGUUGCAUUUUUGUCAAUGAUAAUGCUUCUAGGGAUGAGGAGGUUAUCAUCUGUAGAGCGGUUAUCGAUUGUAGAAAAUCUGGACAAGUUGAUGAGAGUGACUGGUUGGGCUGGUUGUUAGGUAAACAAAAUAACCAGCCUAUAACGAAGGAUCACCUUUUCUUCGUUAUUGGUCACGUGACAAAUUAUAUCCAUUUUCCUUGGAAGAUGAAAGUGAAACAAAGAAUUUAUCAACAAUAGAUUGCUCAGAACAGGAAUGCAAUGAGCUUGAGCUGUCUUUCACAAACCCAAUUGGUCCCGGUGUUAAGGUGAAGAAGUGUGGUGUUAGAAUAGUGUAUGAGAAAGAUUUGGAAGAGAUGGAUCAAUUAAAAGAGCAGCAUAGCCAUAGCAGUCAAUGUUCUGCAAAUUUUGAAGAUAUUCAUCAACACUCUGCCGAUAACGAUGGAUCAAUAGGUAGCACUUCCUUGUAAAACGAAAGCGUAAUAUCUACGAGGAGAUGAAGGAAGAAGGUCUGCAACCAAAACGGAUAAAAGAAAUUUUCAAUUUUCUAAGGGGCCGAUCUUGCAAGAAGCAUUAAUUGUGGUGGAAGAAAAAAUAGUCAACUUUGAGACAAAAAUGUGGAGAAAGAUGGAAUGCUCCAUGAGGAAGCAGGCCAAGUGCUGUAACCGUGGUCAGUUUGGUUCAAGCUUGUGGGGUGUGUUCAAGGAUUCCUUCUCGUAUUUGGAAUGGGAACCGAUGUUUUGGUGCUCACUGCAUUCGUUGAUAUGUAUAGUAAGAUGGGUGAACAUAAAAGAGCUCGAUCAGUUUUCAUUUUUCAAUAUCAUGCCUGCAAAAAAUCUGGUUUCAUGGAAUGUUAUCAUCUCAGGGUAUGCUCAGAAUUGUUUAGUAAACGAAUCUUUCUAUCUGUUUCGGAAAUUAGUAUUAACUGGUGGCAGUUUUGAUUGAGGAACCAUAAUUAGCCUUCUCCAAGGUUGUGCUCAACUAGCAGAUUUGGAAACUGGGAAGGUUCUCCAUGGCUAUACUUUUCGGAAAGGCCUCAUCAUGAACCUUAUUUUGUGUACAUCAAUAGUAGAUUUGUAUUCCAAGUGUGGCGCCUUAAAGGAGGCAAAUUUCGUGUUUGAUAGGAUGAAGAAUUGGAAUGUGAUUACCUGGAUUGCUAUGCUUGUUGGAUUAAUACAAAACAGGCACGCCGAAGAUGGCAUAAGAUUAAUACAACUCUGGUUAGUUUAGUCCAUUGUUGUGCACACAGGGGCGAAACCAGGGGGGGCAGGCAUGGGCCCUGGCCCCCCCUAAAAUGGGAAAUUUUCAUUUAGGCCCUUUAGAUUUUUUUAAAAUUUUAAAUUAGUAAAGGUAAAAUUACACUUUGGCCCCCCUAAAAUUAUAAAAAUUUAAUUUAAUCCUUUAAAAAUUAUAAAUAUAUAGACUAUAAAAAAUUAAAAUUUCCUUCGCCCCUAAAAUUUUUUUUUCUGGCUUCCCUGUGUGCACACUUGGGUUUGUUGAAGAAAGGAAGGAGUGUCCAUGCUUGAUUGUUACGGCAUGGUUAUGCUUUCAAUAUAGUUAACUGGACAGCCUUGAUCAAUAUGUAUGCCAAGUGUGGAAACAUUAACUAUGCCAAUAGGGUAUUCGAAGAUGUGUCCUUUCUUAAAGAUGUCAUAUCAUGGAAUUCUAUGAUCACAGGCUAAGGCAUGCAUGGUUAAGGACACAAAGCUCUUGAUCUCUAUCGCCAACUUUUAGAGGAGAAACUCAAGCCGAAUAAAACUACAUUUGUCUCUCUUCUAUCCGCUUGUAGUCACUUGGGGCUUGUGGACCCGGGAAGAAGUUUGUUUCUGAGCAGAUGCAGAAACACAUAUUGGCAUAAAAACCUCAGAAUAUUUAUCGAGCUUGGACGCAACAAACCUGGGAAUUUACAUCAUGUUAACGAACAUAUAUGCUGAAGCAAGGAGAUGGCGCGGAGUAGAUCAUAUUUGAGGUCUCAUGAGAAGACAAGGACUAAAAAAACACCAGGAUACAGCCUGAUUGAAGUUGGAAAGCAGCUCCAUGCCUUUUUUGCUGGCGAAGAUUCGCAUCUGAAUUUGGAUGAAAUCAAUCAGAUUCUCAAGAACAUGAAAUUAUUACUCGAAGCUUUAGGUUACAUGCCGGAUACAAUUCGUGUUCUUCAUUACAUGCCCUUUUUUUUUUUAUUGCUUUAGGACUUUUAAAUGCACCAGCAGGAAGCUUGAUAAGGAUCACUAAGAAUCUCCAUGUAUUGCCAUACGGUGAUGGAGAUUAUCAUAAGAGAUGCUAACUCUUUCCAUCACUUUGUUAAUGGAAAAUGUUCUUGCAAUACUAUUGCUGAAAA